AGUAACCACAGCUGCCCCAGCAGUAACCACAGCUGCCCCAGCAGUGACGACAGCUGCCCCAGCAGUAACAACAGCAGCCCCAGCAGUUACAACAGCUGCCCCAGUAGAAACGACGGCUGCCCCAGCAGUGACGACAGCGGCCCCAGCAGUGACGACAGCUGCCCCAGCAGUAACAACAGCUGCCCCAGUAGUAACGACAGCUGCCCCAGUAAUAACAACAGCUGCCCCAGCAGUAACAACAGCUGCCCCAGCAUCAACCACAGCUACCCCAGUAGUGACAACAACUGCACCAGCAGCAACAACAGCGGCACCAGCAGCAACAACAGCAGCCCCAGCAGAUACAACAGCUGCCCCAGUAGUAACGACAGCUGCCCCAGUAGUAACAACAGCUGCCCCAGUAAUAACAACAGCUGCCCCAGCAGUGACGACAGCUGCCCCAGUAUGACGACAGCUGCCCCAGUAUGCCCCAGUAGUAACGACAGCUGCCCCAGCAGUAACCACAGCUGCCCCAGCAGUGACGACAGCUGCCCCAGCAGUAACGACAGCAGCCCCAGCAGUUACAACAGCUGCCCCAGUAGUAACCACAGCUGCCCCAGCAGUAACCACAGCUGCCCCAGCAGUUACAACAGCUGCCCCAGUAGUCACGACAGCGGCCCCAGCAGUAACAACAGCUGCCCCAGUAUCAACCACAGCUGCCCCAGCAGUAACGACAGCGGCCCCAGCAGUUACAACAGCUGCCCCAGCAGUUACACAGCUGCCCCAGACGCCAGUAACCACAGCUGCCCCAGCAGUAACAACAGCUGCCCCAGUAUCAACCACAGCAGCCCCAGCAGUGACGACGGCUGCCCCAGCAGUAACGACAGCGGCCCCAGCAGAGACGACAGCUGCCCCAGUAGUAACGACAGCUGGCCCAGCAUCAACCACAGCUGCCCCAGCAGUGACGACAGCUGCCCCAGCAGUAACCACAGCUGCCCCAGCAGUGACGACAGCUGCCCCAGCAGUAACGACAGCAGCCCCAGCAGUUACAACAGCUGCCCCAGUAGUCACGACAGCGGCCCCAGCAGUAACAACAGCUGCCCCAGUAUCAACCACAGUUGCCCCAGCAGUAACGACAGCGGCCCCAGCAGUGACGACAGCUGCCCCAGCAGUUACAACAGCUGCCCCAGUCGUAACGACAGCUGGCCCAGCAUCAACCACAGCUGCCCCAGUAGUAACGACGGCUGCCCCAGCAGUAACGACAGCGGCCCCAGCAGUUACAACAGCUGCCCCAGUAGUAACGACAGCAGCCCCAGCAGUGACAACAGCUGGCCCAGCAUCAACCACAGCUGCCCCAGCAGUGACAACAGCUGCCCCAGCAGUAACGACAGCAGCCCCAGCAGUGACGACAGCUGCCCCAGCAGUUACAACAGCUGCCCCAGUAGUAACGACAGCGGCCCCAGCAUCAACCACAGCUGCCCCAGCAGUAACCACAGCGGCCCCAGCAUCAACCACAGCUGCCCCAGCAGUAACCACAGCUGCCCCAGCAGUGACGACAGCAGCCCCAGCAGUUACAACAGCUGCCCCAGUAGUAACGACAGCGGCCCCAGCAGUUACAACAGCUGCCCUAGUAUCAACCACAGCAGCCCCAGCAGUGACGACGGCUGCCCCAGCAGUAACGACAGCGGCCCCAGCAGUGACGACAGCUGCCCCAGCAGUAACCACAGCUGCCCCAGCAGUGACGACAGCUGCCCCAGCAGUAACGACAGCAGCCCCAGC
Molecule: messenger RNA, 1755 nt
Organism: Perca fluviatilis (European perch)
Lineage: Eukaryota; Metazoa; Chordata; Actinopteri; Perciformes; Percidae
Product: signaling mucin HKR1-like
Exons: 5
Cellular component (GO): extracellular region
Molecular function (GO): chitin binding
Source: RefSeq, a predicted model, not a curated record